UUUUUUCUGAAAUUCACUCGACACGAGAACAAGUAUUUAACUUUAGGACGAGCGGCCAUUCAACGACAACGUUCGCGUGGUGCCGACAUAUUGUUAAGUGAAACGAUCGCAUCUUCGGCACCUGCACCACCUCCUUCGACGGCUGUCGAAUUACCAAUAAAAGGACCGUACAAAAUUCGACGCAAAGGUCAACCUACAAUCACAGUGAAUGCCGAUGGAACACCAGUAACGCAAACAGCGUCUACAGAGAAUUCAAAUCCGAACACUGCGGCGAGAAAAACAGCCGGAACCGAUGACUUACUUGCUCGUCUCAAUGAAUUAUGA
This is a messenger RNA of Anisakis simplex (herring worm), 324 nucleotides long. The record is from the annotation of a GenBank genome assembly. NCBI's taxonomy places the organism in Eukaryota, Metazoa, Nematoda, Chromadorea, Rhabditida, Anisakidae.